AUGAAGUUUUCCAUAGGUUUGGCGGUAGCGCUCACUGCGAGUGUAGGAGCGUCUAGUCGCAUAAAGAGGCAGUUCGGAUAUCCUGAUGUGGAAGACUGCGGAUUGGACGCGUUUGAUGGGCAUACCACGCCCACAGGCACACCCAGCUGCGGCAUCGUCGCAUACGUCAAGACCACGCCAGCCUACUACUUCGAGUCCAGCGGUACAAAGAACACGUUCCAAGCUUGCAGCGCGCUCUGCAAGGCCGAUAGCAAGUGCCUGAGCUUCGGUUAUGGAGAAGCGAACUGCAUGCUUUUCGAUGUAACCGCUAUCGACAACACCAACUACAAUCCCAUGAGCCCGUACACAUUCUACGACGCCGCAUGCCCCGCAGAGCUACCCGUACGUAAGCGCCAACUGGAUAUCUCGCUUGGUGGGCCAGGUGGCAUUCACAUCUCGCUUGGUCUCGGUAGUGGCGAGAUCUCUUCUGCUUGCUCGUGCUUCAUUACGAGGGGCCCUGCUAGUACGACAGUUACAAGGACAGUUUCCAGCGCGGUUGUUAGGACGAGUACUGUGAUCAGCACUGUCACUAGAACGAGGGCAGCUGGUGCUGAGUAA
Alternaria ventricosa is the source of this 597-nucleotide messenger RNA. RefSeq lists its product as uncharacterized. The coding region runs from base 1 to 597 and encodes 198 amino acids. The transcript has 4 exons. The record is from RefSeq and is a predicted model, not a curated record. NCBI's taxonomy places the organism in Eukaryota, Fungi, Ascomycota, Dothideomycetes, Pleosporales, Pleosporaceae.